Molecule: messenger RNA, 492 nt
Organism: Ixodes scapularis (black-legged tick)
Lineage: Eukaryota; Metazoa; Arthropoda; Arachnida; Ixodida; Ixodidae
Product: neuronal growth regulator 1-like
Exons: 4
Coding region: 1-492 (163 amino acids)
Biological process (GO): dendrite self-avoidance; axon guidance; homophilic cell-cell adhesion
Cellular component (GO): axon; plasma membrane
Molecular function (GO): cell-cell adhesion mediator activity
Source: RefSeq, a predicted model, not a curated record
AUGCACUGCCGGCGCCGUUACGUCGGGACUUACCUGAUCGUCGUUGCGUUCCUCGUUCCAAACGGCUUCGCUUUAGUGGCUCCAUCGAUCCAGAUCUUCGCUUCAUCUGAAGUGAAGGCUGGCGACAAGGUGACAGCCACGUGCGUGCUCAAGACUGGUUCCCAGCCCCUCGUGUUCCUGUGGCUCAAAGAUGGCAAACAAGUGUCGUCGCUCCCCAACGUUAAGGUGAAAUCGGCUGAAGACUUCUCCUUCCUGAUUAUCAACCCUGCCGACGUCCACUCGUCCGGACAGUACACCUGCGUGGUCAAAAAUGCCGAUGGUACCGACUCCAGAACCGUCCAGAUAGAUGUCGAAGCACCGCCGCAAUGGCAAAGGGUGGCCGGCGAUACCGAGGUUGGUCUGGGCGCCACCAAAAGCUUCGAGUGUAUCGCUUUGGGGUCUCCCAAGCCCCGAGUUACGUGGAGCAAGCGGACAGUGCUCAAUCAGCAGUAA